Molecule: messenger RNA, 1526 nt
Organism: Oppia nitens
Lineage: Eukaryota; Metazoa; Arthropoda; Arachnida; Sarcoptiformes; Oppiidae
Exons: 2
Coding region: 13-1512 (499 amino acids)
Biological process (GO): regulation of transcription by RNA polymerase II
Cellular component (GO): nucleus
Molecular function (GO): RNA polymerase II cis-regulatory region sequence-specific DNA binding; DNA-binding transcription factor activity, RNA polymerase II-specific
Source: RefSeq, a predicted model, not a curated record
AAAAACUUUCAAAUGAACUCUUCAAGUGAAUCACGAGGAAGUUCCGACUUUGGUGUCAACAUUUUGACCGCCGGUUCCGUCAACAACAACAACACUGAUCUGGCUUCGGUUACUCAGACCGCUAGCCACGCGUCGCGCAACACUAUAUCGAUACAGUUGGCAGUGGCCAGCGGUUCGGUCAAUAAGGGCGCCAAUGCAUCGCCAGUGGAAAUAUUUGAGUCGAAUCCGGCCAUUCAGGACGCCGUACUCAAAGUGCUACAAAGCUACGACUGGUCGCUAGUGACCCGAACCAGCAAACAGACACCGACGGCCAAACACAAGACACAUGUCAAGCGGCCAAUGAAUGCAUUUAUGGUGUGGGCACAGGCAGCCCGUCGGAAACUGGCCGAACAGUACCCGCAUCUACACAAUGCCGAACUCAGUAAAACAUUGGGAAAGUUAUGGAGUAGAGUCCUCGGAGACGACGAAAAGAAACCAUUCAUUAUUGAAGCGGAAAGACUUCGCUGCAAACAUAAGAAAGACUUUCCUGAAUACAAAUAUCAACCGCGAAGAAGAAAACCAAUGAAACAAAUGUCGUCAUCGACUCAUUCGUCAUCUUCGGCAGCGCCGAUGUCGUCCACACCGACCAGCAGUUAUUCGGCACAACUGAGCACCGAAAGUGAUCAUUCGGUUAGUGGCCGAACAUCGGAAACUAGUAAUACAAAUGAGACGCCAAUAAUAACAGCUCAACAACAACAGUGUCGAUCCAGUCCUAGCAAUACAUCGGUGGCCGAUAGGAUUUGGUCGUCACAUCCGACCGAAAACAUGUCUCAUCACAGAUCGUCAACGAUUGUCAGUAAUCCAGACCGUGUCUGGCCUUCACUGUCCGCCGAAACCGGUCAACACUGUCGAAAUACUGACAGAGUGUGGCCUCAACUACACACCACUGAUACGAGUCAACACUACCGGCCGAGUCAUACAAGUGCCGGCGAUCGAGUCUGGACUCAGUUGCAAACGGAAUCCGAUCAACACUGUCGAACAGGUCAUCCAAACGCAUCGGACAGAGUGUGGCCAUCGUUGCAGAUCGAUUCGGGCCAACAUUGUCGACCACCUGGACUGACCAAUCCGGCCGACCGAGUGUGGUCUACGCUGCAAAUCGAUUCGGCCCAACACUGUCGGUCAUCUUUAUCCAAUUCGACUGAUCGCGUAUGGCCUGGACUGUCGCUGGAAUCGUCGGGCCAACACUGCCGAUCCACGCUCAUGACAUCAGCCGACAGAGUUGGCUGGCCAUCGCUGCAGAUCGACUCGGCCGCUGCCGCCGCACAACACUGUCGAUCAUCGUUAAGUACCGCCACCGACCGGGUGUGGCCGCCAUCGAUUCCCACCGAAACAUCUGCCACUGUGUGUAGACCCAGUUUGACCAACAGUACUGCCGAUCGGGUUUGGACUAGUCUGCAAAAUGAAUUUGUAGGCCAAAACUGUAUGCCCAACAGUGCCGCCGACCGUAUGCCUAAUAUGACACACCAUUGGUAAGCGUUUUUUGAUAA